Messenger RNA from Pelagomonas calceolata, 1466 nucleotides. The record is from the annotation of a GenBank genome assembly. NCBI's taxonomy places the organism in Eukaryota, Pelagophyceae, Pelagomonadales, Pelagomonadaceae.
CCGCACGCCGUCACUUGGCUUUUUUGGCUUUUUUGGUCGAAACACAGGUGUCCGUGCGUCCAAAAAUUGUAAGCGCGAGUUCAAGGAGCGCACCGAUCAUGGCUGCGAGCGCUGCGGCAGCGCGGCCAACACCUCGGCUCGAUGGAUUGCCUGUCGAGCUGCUUGCGCGUAUCGCAUUGUAUGCGGGGCGAAGGAAACAAUUUCAUCGAACAAUUUCCUGGGAGAAAGGAGAUCCGGCCGACCUACUCGCUCUGCGGAGCGCCUGCCGCGCGUGCGUGGCCGCGGUGCGUUUGGCCGCCAGGGAUCACGCAGUGGUGGAAUACUUGUCUAUCCGACCUGGCAUGGGGUCGCAUGGCGGGUCGGAUGGGAAAGCCAUCGAGGCCAAGGGACGGGUGUUCGGCAGCGGAUGCCGACAUCUCAGAGUAUUUACGAACCACUGCAACAAUAAUCCGUCAGCUGAUAUCCUAGCCGCGCUUCGGAGCUUCGUAGUAAGCACGCGAGGUCGUCUGCUCAAGCUCUAUGUCACUCCCAUGCCCUACUCAAUUGGUAGAGAUUUUGCCUUGGAACUGUGCCGCGCAUCCCCACAGCUGAAGGAAUUGACUUUGCGCUUUAGUGAGGUCGACACCAUCACGGGUGAGGAUAUUGAUGAAUUCUGCGCAGAAUUAAGCGGCCUGUGUCCCUUGCUUGAACACGUUGAACUCGGCAAUGCCAAUUACAACCCCAUUAUUGGAAUCGGAGAAGCCGAAAGCUACGCCAAGCAUUUUCCCAACACGAAACGUCUUAACUUUGGUGGGGAGCCGGUCCGGUACGCCGCGAUCGAAGAGACGGUGCGGGCGUGCACGCGCGCGGACGAAGUGGAUCUUUCCGAGUGCACUGUACGGCCGGCCUUGAUGGAUGUGCUGUUGCGGACGCCUUUGAGGGGUCGUCUGAAAAAGAUGGACUUUUAUUCUGAGACUGAGAUCUCGCUGCAUACAGUCCUCCAGUGUGCUAGAGGCUUUGAGCUGCUGACGCACUUGAGCCUGCCGGAUGAAUUCGCUGCUGGGCUUGACUUCUAUCGUUCGCUGGUGCAGGCGCGGCCGACGCUCAAAAGCCUCGAACUAGGAUGGAACUGUGAGGUCGACGACGCGUGCCUGCAAGUUCUGUGCGAUAGUUUGUCUCUGGAGCAUCUUUCGCUGACGGCGGAGAACAGUUUGAGCCCGGCGGCAAUCGAUACAAUCUUGCAAAGUCGUAGCGCCCAGACCCUCAGAUCCCUCAUGGUCUAUGAGACUCCAGUACUCACGUCGACGAAUAUGCUGCGUCUCGUCGGCGGCUGUCCCCUCAUCGUAGAGGUAAAUUGGUACCAAAAUGAUGGACUCUCAUCGGCCACGGAGGAGGACGACUUCGACGCCAUCAAUCGGCUUCUCAAGAGCCGAGGCGGGAAGGAAAUGUCCUUCUAUUAGGAUAGUUGUAAGCAUUUGUUUUCAAAG